Messenger RNA from Carlito syrichta (Philippine tarsier), 1017 nucleotides. Its product is annotated as T-cell receptor-associated transmembrane adapter 1. The transcript has 6 exons. The record is from RefSeq and is a predicted model, not a curated record. The coding region runs from base 222 to 785 and encodes 187 amino acids. Gene Ontology annotation, cellular component: T cell receptor complex. NCBI's taxonomy places the organism in Eukaryota, Metazoa, Chordata, Mammalia, Primates, Tarsiidae. Gene Ontology annotation, biological process: positive regulation of T cell receptor signaling pathway; negative regulation of receptor recycling.
CUCCAUCACCACAUUUCCUGUUUGUAACUGAACAAAGUACACACAAAAGACUUUAAGAAACAGAAGAGAAAAAAACCCUGAGGCACCGAUAAAGAUAAGUUUUACCAUCAUGCUGCUUCUGACACAACAGAACAACAUUAUUUAGAAAAAAAGUUUGUGGGAGCAUUUUAAUCCAUACAUUUGUUUUAUGGCUAUAUAAGGAUUUCUCUGACAAAAGAAGCAUGUCAGGAAACUCUGGAUGCCCCUUUUUUCUCUGGGGACUUCUAGCCUUCUUGGGUUUGGCCCUGCUUAUAUCUCUGAUCUUCAAUAUUUCCCACUAUGUGGAAAAACAGCGACAAGAUAAAAUGUACAGGAACUCUGAUGACUACAUUCCCAGGGUUAAUGAAUAUUAUAUUGAAGACACACCAAUUUAUGGUAACUUAGAUGAUAUGACUUCAGAACCAUUGGAUGAAAAUUGCUAUGAACAAAUGAAAGCCCAACCAGAGAGAUCUGUAAAUGAAAUGCAAGAAGCUAGUUCAUCUGCACAGGCAAUUGCUGAAACACAGACGUGUUACGCCUCACUUGAUCACAGCUUUAAGGGGAAGCGCAGAAAGCCCAAGAAACAGAAGAAUCAUUUGUCAAACAAGGAUGAAAAUGAGCAAUUACAUGCAAUGGAUGUCAAUGUUUCUGAGACUGCUUUGGUAGACAGCUUUUCCCCGGAAACCCAGACGAUAGAGGAAAACAUACAUGAUGAUCCCAUCAGACUGUUUGGAUUGAUCCGUGCUAAGAGAGAACCUUUAAACUAGCUGGACUAUGAUUUAGCUCACUAAUUUGACUCUUAUUCAAGAUGGUUGAUAAGAAAACAGAGCUAUACAGGACACAAAGGGCCUAGCAAGGUGAUGAUCUGAUCAUUUGUUGGUUUGGUGACUUGCCUCUCAUUAAGAGCUUACAUUCAUGCACCAAAUGUAAUGCCGUGAACACCAGUUAUUUCAACUUACUUUGAAAAAAAUACUUAAGCAGUAAAAUGUAAAAUAAAAU